Molecule: messenger RNA, 1575 nt
Organism: Syngnathus typhle (broad-nosed pipefish)
Lineage: Eukaryota; Metazoa; Chordata; Actinopteri; Syngnathiformes; Syngnathidae
Product: carbohydrate sulfotransferase 10-like
Exons: 6
Coding region: 178-1152 (324 amino acids)
Biological process (GO): proteoglycan biosynthetic process; carbohydrate biosynthetic process
Cellular component (GO): membrane
Molecular function (GO): sulfotransferase activity
Source: RefSeq, a predicted model, not a curated record
CGUUUGAUGCCAAUGAAAAGUGCUGCUGAUAUUUUCAGGAGCGCCGUCUGUCAUCCUGUUGAACAAGUUUUCCCUGAUCUUUCUCAUUAACGGCAUGAGGCGUUGCUUUCGCCUGUCUCACUCUAGUCUGGGAGAAAGAACUCAAGACAACUAAAGCCUAUUCCAGAAAAUUCAAGAAUGCAGUUCCACUGGCGAAUCUCCUUGGCUUGUGUCUGGCUGCUGAUCUUCCUCACGGUGAUGAAUAAGCUCAUUAGCCUCAGAGAUGUAAAAGAAAUUGAGAUCAUCAUCCAAGACCAUUCAUUUGACCAGUCCGCAGGAGCAGAUUGGAAGACGGUUGUUGAGCAGAGGACUCAGUGGCUCUCCGACAUGUGUAAGAGCAAGAAACUUUGGAACGACACCCACGUCUCCAACACGGCCUUAGACAACAUCUUUGUGUUGGAGCGACACAACAUAUUGUUCUGUCAGACACCUGAUGGGAGCAACGAUGAAUGGAAGAAAUUUCUCCUUGUUCUAAGUGGAACCUAUUCCAGUAUGGAGGAGGUCCCAGAGGACGUUGUCCGUAACUAUGAGAAAAGCUUGCCCCGCCUCUCUUCACUGACGUCGGAGGAAAUCACACACAGAUUAAAAAACGACUUCAAGUUUUUCAUCGUGAGGGAUCCAUUUGAGCGUCUCGUUUCCACAUUUGAGGACAAGUUCCUAUUUACCAAACCUUCUGAGCCUUGGUACAAGCACACCAUCGGACCUGCCAUCAUCCGCAAAUAUCGCAAAGCCUUUCCUUAUCUUAAAGAGUAUGGUUUACAGUUUGAUGAGUUUGUUCGUUACCUGGUGGACGAGGUUGGCCGGAAGUCCAUGGACUGGAGGUUCGGCCAGCGUGUCGCCCACUGGGCGUCCUACGUGGAACUAUGCGCCCCGUGCGAUAUCAGCUAUGAUGUCAUAGGACACCUGGAAACAUUGAAGCAAGAUGGCGCCCUCAUUUUGAGGAGGACAGGCAUCGAGCAGCUCAUCUUUCCUGCUAUUGCACACUACAACAAGAGCGUAGUGGAGCGCUAUUUCUCGGGUAUCAGCAAGAGCGAGCUCAAACGCCUCUAUGCACGCUACCAGGGGGACUUUCACUUAUUUGGAUAUCGAACACCUGAACUUCUAUUCAACUGACAUGCUCGAGGUUGUAAAGUUGACGACUUAAAAGUUUGUAUUUGAAAUACCGGCCAAGCACCAACUGCCGUGAUUAUUAUUAAAAUCAUUUUGGGAGAAACUUUCUUCAUUUUUUGUUUUGAGUCGAAAACCGCCUUUUUUCAUGGAAAAUAAAAUGUACUUCAAUAUACGCGGUUGUCCCUAUCAAGCAUUGUAUCAUUUCAAGUUGUAUUAUAACUACCCACCACGAGGUGGCGCAAAUCGCUGUCACACCACGUCUCGUACAAGUUGGCCUGUUUUUCUUCCGGAAUUGGAAUGACAUGCUGGACGACCAAAAUAACGUUUUUUUUUGAAAUUAUUCAAUUAUUGUUGAAAGUUGGAUCUUGUGCAAAAUGAACAAAAAUGACAUCAUGAAAAAGGGAAAAUAAAGCUACAGUGAGUGAG